UGUACUUCUAAUGCACUCAGAAUGGUAAUAGUGUGUAAGUGCGCGACUUGCAACACAGGGAGGCACACAGAAAAAAAUUUCAAACGGGUAAGCUAUGUAUCACGUGGUUUCAUUUCCACGUGAUCACACCGGAAGUGUGCUCCAAACGUCAACGUGUUCCUGUCACAUUGCAGUGUCUCGUCGCUAAAUCAUUAGAAGUAUCUUGUAGUAGUAGUAGUAGUAGUAGUUAUUCGUGUUUUAGCAGCGAUGACUCAGGAAGUGUGCUACUUGAAGGCACAGCUAAAAGAAAAAGAGAAAGAGAUUGAAGCUCUCAAGAAUAAACUGGCCAUACUCGAAAAGAAAAGUGACAGCUUAGACCCAGAGCUACAUGACAGAGUGACACCUCUUCCUCUACUUAAAGCCAAAACCGCUCUUUCCAAUGAAGACAUCAUGCGUUACAGUAGACAGCUCCUCCUGCCUGAGCUGGGCGUACAAGGACAACUGAACCUAUCCAAGACCUCGGUGCUGAUUGUGGGGUGUGGAGGACUUGGCUGUCCUGUGGCUCAGUAUCUAGCAGCAGCAGGUAUAGGGCGUCUGGGCCUGCUGGACUAUGACGAGGUGGAGCUCAAUAACCUGCAUAGACAAGUGCUGCAUGGGGAGGAGAACCAGGGUCAAGCUAAAGCUCUGUCUGCUGCCAAUGCAAUUAGAAGGUUAAACUCAAGAGUAGAGUGUGUCCCUUACCACCUACAGCUUUCGUCUGAGAACGCCAUGCAGCUCAUUCAACAGUAUGAUAUUGUGGCUGAUUGUUCAGAUAAUGUCCCCACUCGUUAUCUUGUCAACGAUGCCUGUGUGCUCAGUGGCAAGCCUCUAGUAUCAGCGAGUGCCCUGAGAAUGGAGGGACAGUUGACAGCAUACAACUAUGAUGGAGGCCCUUGCUACAGAUGCCUGUACCCAGUGCCUCCACCCCCGGAGACAGUGACCAACUGUUCUGACGGAGGGGUGCUAGGAGUAGUUCCAGGCAUAAUGGGCUGCUUUCAAGCACUAGAGGUCCUCAAGAUAGCCUCUGGACAAGGCUCUUCCUGUGGCCAGCAGCUGGUAAUGUUUGACGCUGAAAGUGCCAGAUUUAGGUCCAUCAGGUUGCGGCCGAAGAAGUCCAGCUGUGCAGUGUGUGGGGAGCAGCCUAGUGUAACCCAGCUAGUGGACUAUGAAGCCCUCUGUGGGUCAGCUGCAACAGAUAAGUGUCGCAGACUCAAGCUUCUGUCCAGAGACCAGAGGAUCACAGUGCAGGACUACAAAGCCAUUGUGGACAAUGCAGAGCCACAUCUCUUGUUGGAUGUGCGCCCUUUUGUGGAGGUGGACAUUUGCCAUUUACCUGGCUCUCUCAACAUUCCGCUCUCAAGUUUAGAAGAGAGGAGGAGUGAACAUAUCCAGUUACUUCAGGAGCGUAUCCGCCAAGUGAAACAGAAGGCUGGUGGUAUCAACUGGCCUCCAGUUUAUGUGGUUUGUAAGCAAGGCAACGACUCUCAGAAGGCUGUGCAGGUCCUAGAGAAGAUGAGUGGAACAGAAGUGGACAAUAUCUCCGCCAAAGAUGUCUGUGGAGGACUGAUGGCUUGGGCGCAGAGGAUAGACCCCACAUUCCCACAAUAUUAAUAAUGCAAAUAUCUUUUUAAUGUUUUCUGAAAAUAAACAUUGUCCUUUUUACGAAUGUUCAUCAGUGUGGUGU
Messenger RNA from Dunckerocampus dactyliophorus (ringed pipefish), 1702 nucleotides. RefSeq names its product molybdenum cofactor synthesis 3 (gene mocs3). Gene Ontology annotation, biological process: protein urmylation; tRNA wobble position uridine thiolation. The coding region runs from base 247 to 1629 and encodes 460 amino acids. The record is from RefSeq and is a predicted model, not a curated record. Gene Ontology annotation, cellular component: cytoplasm; cytosol. The transcript is spliced from 13 exons. Lineage: Eukaryota; Metazoa; Chordata; Actinopteri; Syngnathiformes; Syngnathidae. Gene Ontology annotation, molecular function: URM1 activating enzyme activity; adenylyltransferase activity; thiosulfate-cyanide sulfurtransferase activity.